CUUUUUGUUUUCUCAAUUCAGUUGCAGAGAACCGGAAAGCGCCCCACCUCAUUGAUUUCGCAGCUUUGCCGUGUUGGUUUUCGAAGGUUAAGGCUUUUGGGGGGAGAAAAACGGCAAGCGGGCGGCGUUUGGAUUGUCCAAGGACCAUGCAUUGAGCCAAUCAUUCACCAGUGCCUGCCAUCCUCCAAAAGAUCGACCAUGGCCAAAGGCCCAAAAGGUAUAUAUCGGCAGCCUGAAUCGAACGAAGAGUAUACUAUAGUAAAACACAACAACAAUGACACUGCUACAAAGCAAGUCACGUCUGGUGCUGCCACUCCUUGCCUGGAUGGGAUCUGCAUUGAUACAGCCGUUGAAUGCUCAGCAGGCAUGUGAACGGCUGAAGCAAACGCUGGAAUACACCCAAGAGGAGGCUCCUCGUGAUUUCACCAAGGUGCUGAGCACUGUGACAGCCGAACUGAACAAAGUGUUGGAUGGAGUGGUCGAAGUGGACGUUGAAUGGAAUGGCUCUGACUUGCACGGACGAGUGGGAGAGCACAUUAUCAAUUGCAAAGUCAGUCGGUUAGCCGAACGGAUCGCUCCUGAAGUCCUCCAAGGACUGGAUGUGUUCACGGACGACCGAGGCCAGCAAGUGAUUUCCCAAUGCUUUCAGGUGCCCUUCACCAUCUAUGAUACCAACGAAUGCAAGCUACCAGAAGGCCAUGAUAUGCGCCAUCGGUGUCAAGAGCCCUCCAUUUGUGUCAAUACGAUUGGAUCCUACGAAUGCAUGUGUCCACGCCUAGACGGUAGUCUACCACCUGGAAUACCUGUUGCAGAGGAUGGCAUCAAUCUAUAUUCGCUCGAUGUUGCUGGAGAGCAAGAAAUGGAUUUUUUCGAAGACGUUCUAGAGGAACCACGAAAUCGCUGGGAAGUCUCCAAUAAUACUGCCAGUUCUUCGGCUUGUCGCUCUCGGGCUUCCACUAGAGGAUGCUGUCCCGAGAAUGCCCACUCGCGGGAUGGAAAGGAUUGCCGAAAUCAGUUCUCAUGCCCCGUGGAUCCCUGUGCUCCCCCCAAACCUUCUCAAAAAGCUAACCCUCACGAAUGUGCCGAUAAUGCGCAAUGUGUCCGAGCACAGUCCCCACACGAUGAUCCGGAUCACACCUGUGCUUGUCCCAAAGGACUCCUGGGGAAUGGCCUGAAAUGCCUCAUGAUUGAUGCCAAGCCAGAGCCCAAAGUCACAUUCGCAGGAGAACCAACAGAGGAAACCAUCAAGGCAAACUAUUGUGGCUGUACUAAACCAACCGUAGACGCUUGUGCCGGAUUUCCGCCUUGUCGAGAACGGCACCAAGUCUGUGUUGUAUCGGCGAAUGAUACUCCUCAUUGUGGUUGCAAGAAGGGAUUUGUCAAACACGAGACUUAUGGAUGUGUCGACGAACGGCCUCCGGAAUUGAAACUAAAUGAGGAUCCAUACAACGACAAAACGCUUCGAUUGAAACAGGGAGAUGUCUACAAAGAACACGGGGUGAGGAUCGCGGAUGCAAAUGCCGAAGACUACGAACGCAUGCUAAAAAUUUCCUACAGUGCACCCGUCACCCAUGGGUGUUUGACCGAAGUUGGAGAAUUCCAUGUCAAUUACACCAUCAAAACGCCUUGGACCGAUCCUUCUUCGGUCGUUGUCACACGUCGAGUGAUUAUUGAAGAUAUCGAUGAAUGUGCACUGGAUCCGGCCAAAUUCGAGUCAACCUGCCCACAACUGAUUCCUCGCUGCGACACGGAUGCCGGAGCAACCUGCAAAAACACCGACGGUAGCUACACUUGUGACUGUCCCAAAUUUACGUCCGGAGAUGGAUUCCUGCCAAACGUUGCAUUUCCGACCGGGGCCGCUCCAGAGGGAUUCAAGGGAGGAACUAGUUGCACGGACACCAGCAAACCAAUGAUUGAAUUGAAAGGACCCAAUCCAAAGAUAUUUCGGAUUUGUCCUUGCGGCGGAAUCUCGGGUAUCAUGAACGGCAAGUCGACUGAUAACAAUUUGCGAGAUGCCCAACGACAGCAUUAUGAGAGCGAUAUCAAGGAAAUGAUGAAGUCAACGCAAGGAGCUGAGCUUUGUGCCACUCACGAUAACAUGCGUCCACGCCCCGUGAACUGUAUUUCUGCGUACGAUGAGACGUAUAAAGGACUCGUCGAUUUGUCAUCGCGCGUGGAAAUCGGUGAUCCGGUUCAGAAAAGCCCGCUGCAUUGGGCUGUUCCCUACAACGUAAAGGACGACGCUGGGAACGCGGCAACAACUGUAUGGCGAGACGUUGUUGUCGACGAAGUCGACUUCGAGUCGAUGGAGCACAAGAUUCGAGAAGACGUGAAGAAAGCCCACGAUAUCAAACUGAAGAAUGCGGUCGCCAGGGCUGUGGAAGAAGAGCGAAAACGAAUCGAAUCCACUGGCAAACAACGCAAUCGACGAGACAUGGCAAUUCACACGUGCCCAGCCUGUCCCACAUGCGGCGAAGAGACGAGCCCCAAGUCUGUUGGUAGCAGUGAUGAUCGCAAAAUUGACGUGGACGAAUGUGAAAAGCUAUGUGAUGCACGGGCAGGGCAAUGCACCGCGAACUAUUCGAACUUCGCUAUACGCAUCAUGAUUUGGAUGGAGAAUUGGGUUGCACCGGAAAUUGCGUCAUAUAUCUUGCUGGGCAUCCUGCUGAUUGGUGCAGGGACCUUGUUUAGAGUGCUAAUGCUAUUCUUGUUCAAGCAAGGCGACUUUGCUUCAAACGGAGACUACAUUGCCAGUGACCAAGAACGAGCGAUUGCUCUGCAAAACAGUGUCACAUAUUACACGUCUCCACAACGACAACCACAGAACCAAAUGUCGGGUCCAGUCGGCAACACGCCAGGAUCUGGAUUCGGAGGAGCGACGAAUGGAGGACCACCUCGAAUGUCCAUGAGUAAUUCGCAGCCAGGCAGCGACUUCUUUUUCUCACCAUCACACAAUUCACCCCAUGGCGACAACAGCAUGCCCUUUGGCUCUCCCAAUAGCGGUAACAACAAUGGAGGUGGAAUGCCGUUUGGUUCUCCACCCACCAUGGCAAACGGUUCGACGCCACUGAACAGCAACAGCAACUAUGCGAAUAGUUACGAGGAACACUAUCUGAACACUCCAAGCCAAAACCGCAUGGAUCAAAUGACGCCAGGCAGCGAUCAUCUACGACAACGCCGGUCUCCUGGCAGCAUUUUUUCAUAACGAGCCAGACACACAUACGCAACAUGGUUGGAGGGAGAAAAUGCAAAUAGCUGCUACGAGUAAUUACUGUAAUGAACACAUCUUUUGGGACU
Molecule: messenger RNA, 3297 nt
Organism: Seminavis robusta
Lineage: Eukaryota; Bacillariophyta; Bacillariophyceae; Naviculales; Naviculaceae
Source: the annotation of a GenBank genome assembly